This is a messenger RNA of Culex pipiens pallens (northern house mosquito), 1760 nucleotides long. RefSeq names its product eukaryotic translation initiation factor 3 subunit L (gene eIF3l). Gene Ontology annotation, cellular component: eukaryotic translation initiation factor 3 complex; cytoplasm. The coding region runs from base 131 to 1744 and encodes 537 amino acids. Gene Ontology annotation, molecular function: protein binding; translation initiation factor activity. The record is from RefSeq and is a predicted model, not a curated record. The transcript has 2 exons. Lineage: Eukaryota; Metazoa; Arthropoda; Insecta; Diptera; Culicidae. Gene Ontology annotation, biological process: translational initiation.
CAGCACAGGCAGCGACAUUCGCUGAAAUUUCUCUUCGGUCCUACACGUACAGCAAAAAUCGCUGCGUGUCCUCAAUUUCCGUAGUUUUUGGCCAAUUUCGUGGUGAAAAAAGAGUGCCGCAGCUUCCAGGAUGUAUUCCAACGACGACUAUGCCGAGGGGGGCUACGAAGAGUACGGCUACGAAAUGGCCGCGGACGACGGAUACGACCGGUCCUUCUAUCCGAUGCAUGAGGACGUUAAAAAGUUCCUGGUGUACUUUUGCAGUGUCAUCAAGGGUGGUGUUGUGUACGAGAUCCAGAAUCUGUACGAGAAUACCUUCCCGAAGCUGAGCGAGCAGCACUUUGAGAAGAAGGCUUGGCCAAGUGAGGACGAAGUGGCCCACCUGGUGGACAACGACAAUCUGUUCAUGAUCCUGUACAAGGAGCUGUACUAUCGUCAUUUGCACGCCCGGAUUCAGGGAGGACCUUCGCUGGAGCAGCGUCUGAACUCGUUCUACAAUUAUUGUAACUUUUUCAACUACAUUCUUCCGUCGAAGGAACCGGUUCAGCUCGAGUUGCCGGACAUUUGGUUGUGGGAGCUGAUUGAUGAGUUUGUGUAUCAGUUCCAGAACUUUGCCCAGUACCGGGCAAGGUUGACGGACAAGUCCGACGAGGAGAUGGACAUGCUGUUGAACAACAACAGCAAGGUCUGGAAUAUCCUGUGUAUUCUGAACGUUCUUCAUUCGCUGGUUUCGAUGUCCAAGAUUAAGGAUCAGCUGGAAGCGGCUGCCGCUGGGCGCGACCCCGAGGAAGUGGCCGGUGAGUUUGGACGCCACUCGUUCUACAAGAUGCUGGGCUACUUCAGCUUGGUGGGACUGCUGCGUGUGCAUUCGCUGCUCGGAGAUUACCACCAGGCCAUCAAGGUGCUGGAACCGAUCGAGCUGCACAAGAAGAGCCAGUACUCGCAUAUUCCGGCUUGCCAGAUUUCCACCUCGUACUACGUGGGAUUCGCUUACAUGAUGAUGAGACGCUACUCGGACGCCAUUCGCACCUUCUCGUCGAUUCUGCUCUACAUUCAACGCACGAAGCAGCUGUACAGUGCCCGCUCCUACCAGAAUGACCAGAUUAACAAGCAAACCGACCAGAUGUACCACCUGUUGGCGAUCUGUCUGGUGCUGCACCCGCAGUGCAUUGACGAGUCGAUCCAGCAGGUUCUGCGCGAGAAGAACUACCACGACAACAUGUACAAGAUGCAGUGCGGCGACCUGGACACCUUCCGCAACUUCUUCGUGUUUGCUUGCCCGAAAUUCGUCUCACCCGUUCCGCCGCCAUCGGAUGCCCCCCUGGAUGACUACGUGAAGGAAGCGCUGGAGCACCAGACCAACGUCUUCAUGGACGAGGUUCGCCAACAGCAGGAACUGCCCACGAUUCGCUCGUACCUGAAGCUGUACACGACCCUUCCGCUGCUGAAGCUGGCCUCGUUCAUGGACCACAUCCCGCAGGACGAAAUUGGCGAGCAAAAGAUUGAAAACCUGCUCACCCAUCUGCUGUGCUUCAAGCACAAAAUGAAGAACAUCGUUUGGACCAAGGGCGCCAGCGGGCUGGAGGGCAAGUUCCAGUCCGGUUCCGAGCUGGACUUUUACAUCGACAAGGACAUGAUCCACAUCGCUGACACUAAGGUUUCGCAUCGCUACGGCGACUUUUUCAUUCGUAAGAUUCUGAAGUUUGAGGAUUUGAACCGUCGCCUGCACAAUCUGAAGGGUUAAAAAAGCGAGGAUCGUA